This is a messenger RNA of Moesziomyces antarcticus, 1650 nucleotides long. RefSeq names its product casein kinase 2, beta polypeptide. The record is from RefSeq and is a predicted model, not a curated record. The transcript has 3 exons. Gene Ontology annotation, cellular component: protein kinase CK2 complex; cytoplasm. The coding region runs from base 1 to 1650 and encodes 549 amino acids. Gene Ontology annotation, molecular function: protein kinase regulator activity. Lineage: Eukaryota; Fungi; Basidiomycota; Ustilaginomycetes; Ustilaginales; Ustilaginaceae.
AUGCGCGGUGCAAAAGGCGCCUCCAAACCACCAACCGAGCGCUUCCGAAUUCCACGCAAAAUUCGCGAAAUCGGGUCUCGACCAUCCUCCUCUCUCUCUCAUCCUCUCCCCGACCACCCUCGUCUCGCCGCCAUCGUCUCGAUCGCUCAGCUUCGGCAGCUCCCGAACGCAUCUCGCAAUCUCGCCCAGCUCGGCUCAGCUCUUUUCCCCCUCGAUCCAUCGAAAAGCUGCAUAUACAGCGCACCGCAUCUCGACACGGCAUUCCAUCCUCGAGCACCAGCUCCAGCACCAUUUCGACUCGGCUUCACUCCCGCACGCUCGCCCACCCGUAGUCUCACACGGCGCAUCCAUCAACACAGCAGCAUCGAAGCCACGCCCGCACCCACGUCCACAGCAUUCAACCCUGCUAGACAGACACACGUACAAGCAGCACACAUACUCAUCACAGUCUCCGCCGCCAAGAUGAUGGACGAUCUCACCGAGGCGAGCAGCGACUACGUGCCCAACUCGUGGGUCACCUGGUUCCUCGCCACCAAGGGCAACGAGUACUUUUGUGAGGUCGACGAGGACUACAUCCUCGACCGCUUCAACCUCACCGGCCUCAACGCCGAGGUGCAGCACUACCCGCAGGCGCUCGACCUCAUCACCGACUCGCUCGAGGACGACCUCUCGGACUCCAUCCGCGACUCGGUCGAGGCGCAGGCAAAGCUCCUCUACGGCCUCGUCCACGCCCGCUACAUCAUCACCACCCGCGGCCUCGGAAAGAUGCUCGAAAAGUACAAGCGCGCCGACUUUGGCCGCUGCCCACGCGUGCUCUGCUGGCAGCAGCCUCUGCUCCCCGUCGGCCUCAGCGACAAUCCCUUCCAGAAGGCCGUCAAGCUCUUCUGCCCGCGCUGCGAAGACAUCUACUCGCCCAAGAGCAGCAGACACGGCACCAUCGACGGCGCCUUCUUCGGAAGCACCUUCCCGCACAUGCUCUUCAUGGUCUACCCCACCGUCAUCCCCUCCAAAUCCCCCACCGCCCCCUCGCCCUUUCUCCUCAGCGCCUCCCAACAACAUCGCGCCGACGCACGCGCGCAGGCCGAACACGCCGACGUCGACGAUUCCAUCAUGUCGGUCCCCGGCGGCGCGGGCAACGGCUCGUCGCUGCCCGCUGGCGCCGUGCCGUCGUCAUCGGCCGUCGCAGCCGCUGCGGGCAGCGCGGCGGCGGGUGGCGCCAGCACCAACGCCACGCCUGCCAACUCGACCGCCGCGGCGGCCGCAAAGGUGGAGCGCUACCGUCCGCGCAUCUUUGGAUUCCCCGUGCACGAGACGAGCAAGCUGCAAAAGUGGCAGGACAAGGUGCGCGACCAACAGAUCGAGCGCCUCGAAAAGGUAGAGGCGGCAGGCGGUAUCGCGACUCCCGGCGCAGCCGCCUUUUUCCGCAAAGUAGCGCCCGUGGCGCCCGCAGCGGCAGCGGCAGCGACAGCGACAGAGGCGACAGAGGCAGCAGCGCCAGUGACGCCGGCACAAGCAGCAGGAUCGAAUGCAGGCGCAGGUGCAACUUCCACAUCCGCUCCACCACCAGCACCGGCUGGUGCCACGACGAGCGCAGCCGCACCAGCACCCGCACCAGCCGCCACCGCAACGGCGCCAAAGGCGCGAUCCUGA